AUGGCCCAUGACGCAGAUUACCUUUUCAGGCCCAGUACCGUCAUCGGAACGGACGCCGGCAGCAGACUUGACCUUAUCCCGCAAGAGAGUGUGUGUUUCGCGAACAAGAAUCAGAUCAGAGGAGGGAACGCCAUUGAGCAAAAAAAACACAAGACCUCACUCUACUAUUAUUUUAUUCUCCCAUCCACUUUGAAACUCCCUUGCUUGAAAAAAAAAAAGAACGGAGAAGCCACACUCACAAACCCAACGCUCGAACAAACUCUAUUGUCAAGAACUGAAUUGAACGCGAAUCUUCACGCUUCCCGUAUACAGUCUACGCAGCGAUCAAGCUUUUAUCGGGAGGCUAUACGCAAAAACGCAUUGAUUGACGAACACAUUCUUGAUCAACUGGCGUUGACGAAAAGAAUACUUAAUAGAUCAUUUACGUCUUCAAGGCAUAUUACUUGUUAUGGCAUCGUCGCAAUACGCUUCACAGCAUCUACAGCCGCUGCUGCUCUUGCCACCACUCCGGUAUCACCCAAAGCUGCUGCAAACCUGCCUCCAUUGCUAGCCUCAAAACUUCCGAGUCUUACCCCACACACCACACUUACCGGAGCAGCGGCAUUAUCAAAUAGACAGCAGAGCCGAAGUCCUCGAACUAUGCCUCUCGAUGACAAAAAGACCGAUGGAUCGCAGGCAGUUAAGCAGUCGCCAAACCCGGCCUCAAUCUUUACAACAAAUCUCGGAAUGAGCACGCCCGCCGAUGCACCUCCAAAAGAACCUUCUCCAGUUCCUUCCGGGUUAGGUGGCUUGCCAAGUGUUGCAGCAGCUGCUGCUGCUAUGGACACGUCUGGCCCUAAUACCACGGAUCCUGCUCUACUUCCCUCAGAUAUGAGUCAAUAUCACACUCUGCAGCCACAACCGCCCAAACUCACAGAGCCCCUUACGGCGACUACCCCAACCACUCCUGGGUUUGGUACCGCAACAACGCCCACUACGCCAUUUAGCCCUAAUAAUCCAGGCGGCACACGAGGGAAACACACAUGUCCUCAUUGCCAUAAGACCUUCACUAGACACCACAACCUCAAGAGCCAUCUUCUGACGCAUGCACACGAAAAGCCCUUCCUUUGCACGACAUGUAAUUCACGCUUCCGAAGACUCCACGAUCUUAAACGACACACAAAGUUGCACACAGGAGAGAGGCCACAUGUUUGUGGAAAGUGUGGAAGGCGAUUCGCUCGAGGAGACGCCUUGGCUCGACAUGCCCGCGGCGAAGGAGGUUGUGCUGGGAGGAGAGGUAGCAUGGGCGGCAUGAUGAAUGAAGACGGAACAAUGGUUACCGGGCUAGGGCAAGACGGCGACGAUGGAAUGGAGGGUCUUGAAGGACUUAUUGAUGAGGGUGAUGGUGAUGUGUCCAUGAUGGAUGAAAACGGCGGAGAGGGUUCUGAUGGGGGUCCCAGAAGGCGGGCGAGUCUUCCAAGCAUCAAGACUGACUUCCACCCUGGCCAUCAACAAGUAGGCCACCAAAUGGGACAGCACACUCCAAUGACACCAGCUUCUGGGUACCGAAGUCACAACAACACGUAUCCACAGCUCUCAUCUGGAGCUCGAACAGCUUCAGCCAGUGGGCCAAGUCCAGGACUCUUCCCACCUGGCUAUGCUGCACAUGGAUUCAAGUCGGCGACGCCAACAAGUGCUACUCCUAGCAUGCAAAACACCAAUAUGAACUCUACCACCGCUACAAGUCCUGCUGCUACGAAUUCUGCAAACACAAGUAUUCUAAGUCCCCAGAAUGUCUUGACGGACAGCCCCCGAGCGGUUAGUCCAGGAAUGCUACCAAGUCAGCCUGAAGGGAUGCCCAGGGACAGAACACCUAGUUUCACCUACACGAACCCUCUACCAGCGCCGCAGCGUGAACGUGAUGGUAUGUUCGUCAACCACAUGGCGCACCCGCCUGCGUCCGGGCAGCAGCAAAACGCCCACCAGCAACAAGGUGCCGCGGGGGGAAGCGGACCUGCUCCUCAGGCCAACAUGGGUGGUAGCGGCCCGCAAAGCAAUCCUAAUAUGUUUGCUGGGCAAGACGGUGGGCUAUGGACGUACAUCAAGACCCUUGAGGACAGGAUAAAACAGCUCGAGGAAAGGUUGGAUCAGCAAACGCCCCAACAGCCUCAAGCUCAACGACAACAGCAGCAACCGGCGGCACCAAGCUCAUGA
Morchella importuna is the source of this 2193-nucleotide messenger RNA. RefSeq lists its product as uncharacterized. The record is from RefSeq and is a predicted model, not a curated record. Gene Ontology annotation, molecular function: RNA polymerase II cis-regulatory region sequence-specific DNA binding; DNA-binding transcription factor activity, RNA polymerase II-specific. Bases 1 to 2193 code for a protein of 730 amino acids. The transcript has 12 exons. Gene Ontology annotation, biological process: regulation of transcription by RNA polymerase II. Lineage: Eukaryota; Fungi; Ascomycota; Pezizomycetes; Pezizales; Morchellaceae. Gene Ontology annotation, cellular component: nucleus.